This is a messenger RNA of Daphnia pulicaria, 3086 nucleotides long. Its product is annotated as verrucotoxin subunit beta-like. Lineage: Eukaryota; Metazoa; Arthropoda; Branchiopoda; Diplostraca; Daphniidae. The transcript has 2 exons. Bases 32 to 2860 code for a protein of 942 amino acids. The record is from RefSeq and is a predicted model, not a curated record.
UGCUGAUUCUUGGUGUUGUUUAUCGAAAGAAAUGUCGGCUGAUAUUAGUAAAAGGAUUUUACAUUUGCAUGCUUUUGGCUGCAAUAAUUUUAAGUUGGGAACCCUUUAUGACGCCCACACUGAUGAAGUCGUGCCAACAGAGUUCUCCCUGUGGAAGCAAAAUGAUUUGAAGAAACCAGAUGUCACCCACAACACCCAGACUCAUUGUACAGUAAUUGCUUCGGACAAACUGAGUGAGAAACUGAAAAGGCUCGAGGUGGGAGGCUCACUUCAAAUCAGCAUCCUUUCAGGCUUGAUCGACCUCAAAGGACCAGCCAAUUUCCUUAAAAGAAAACCAAAAACUCUGCUUGAAUCAGUCGUUCACGUUCGAUGCCAUCACUACACUGUAGUCAAAUCGCUGACCACCGAGCAAUUGUCCAAAGGCAAAGCUCGUUAUGUGGAUAUCAGCACAAGGGCAGGGUACAGCGAUUCGGCCACCCACGUCAUCACGAAAAUUCAGUACGGAUCCGAGUCCACCUUCACCUUCCGGAAACGCAUCCACCCAGCACAAGUUAAACAAACAAUCGAUGGCCAUUUGACUGCAUGUGCCAGUAAUGUAGUCAAUGCACUGCUAGGGAAAACGCUGUUGGACGAUCCAAACAUCGACAGUCCGGAGAUUGUCGAGUGCCAUUUCGAAGGCGAUUUCAUACUUCCAGAGAAUGUUGCUACCCCAACUACCUACAGAGAAACUCUUGUAUUUGCCAGCCAAUUUCGUGAAAUCUUAUCCCGGUCGAUGGCCAAAUCUAUUGAAAACGAACCACUUGGUAUCCCUUGUCUCGUUUCCCUCUUCCCGUUGGUGAACCUGUCAGGAGUCGAAUGUGUGCCGAGACUCCGACAAGAAAUCAGCAACACCGUGGCGUCCAGAUGCGUUCGACUGAUGGAAGACUAUGAUGAUAUGGAAGAUGAAAUCGAAACCUUGCUCAAAAAUCAACUCGUGGCAGAACUGAGUCCUCUAUUCGAGAAACUGCGAGUCUUCCAACAACUUUUCGAUGCGUUUCGCGCCGACUUGAAGGCGAAAUUGAGAGAUAUGCUCAUCAAUAUCCGCAGCGGCUUUGAUGACGUCGCCUCUUUGGGUCAGCUGUUGAAUCGUUUCUAUAACCAGCAAUUCCCAUUCAAUCCCCGUCGCCUUGGCUUGUGGCUCAAAGAAAAACACGAAGAACUCUGCAUGGUCAAAAGGUUUCGAGAUCAACUUAGCGCCGAAAAACUGCAUCGAGAGCGAAUUCUUAUCUUUCCCAGCGAAGCGUUGCAGCGUGAGCAAAUGGCCACUUGCACUGUGCGAGAGACAUUCCACUUUGUCUUCACUUCUUUGGCACGACCAGACACUCUUCUUGCACACCUGGAAAAUCCAACUUUUGAUGCGGAUGAAAUCGAGGAUGAAAGCAACACGUCACGAUGGUACAGAGACCACCAGGUAGUUGAGCAAAUGGAGCACGAAGCCUUGAAUUUCACGGCUUUCAUCAAAUCCAAAAUGGACGACAAAAGCGUCGCUUUCGCAUUGACAGCCCCCGAUGUGAACGACGAGACGUGCUCCACUGGGUCGUCCAUUUUCGCUUACCGGAGAGGAAUCUUGAUCCGGAAAAAUGCCGUUCAAAUUCUCAGCUCCUGGAUGAAGAUGCAGGUGUUCGCCAACAGGAUUGCCAAAGUGUUGAAGGCGACUGUCACGGAAGCCUUCAUCCAGGAGAUGAUUGAAAAAACGUGCAGUGAAAUCAAGCGCGAAAGGUGGUUGCACGACGCCAGAUUCAUGCACAACUACAUGGAUGUUCGCCUUGCCGAAUGGCUGAAGUCUGCAAAAUGGAACCAGGAGAUCAUCCCGAAAAUUGUGCAUCUGAUUGGUUCUCCGAAAGAGUUUUACAAAAAAGUGCUUGAGAAACUAAUCGCUAAGACAGUGAAAAACGUUGAUGAGGCGUGGAAUGCUUUCGUCAACACUUUGAAACGGGCCAUUCAAAAAGCGGCCUUAGCGACUGAUCCUUCAGCAGACGUCAACGUCACGAGAGCUCAGAAAUUUGUGGACCAGUUGCGAAUCAAGUUUUCCCAAUGUGGUCUCUCCAACUCAGCUGCACUAGAAUCAGCAUUCCAAAUCGAUUGCAGUGGGGAAUACGACGACUUGAAUAGCAAAGGAGAUGUGUCAUUCAACGAAAUCUGGUCUUGUGAAUUGAUCAAAGUCUUGGACAAACAACGUCGUCCAAUCAACUUGGAUAUCGAGAAUUCGUUAGAAAACUUCGAACGGAAAGGCUGCACCACUUAUGUUGUCGAUUACACCACGUUCAGCCGAAAAGUCAUUGAAUACAUGAAAUCCUCGCCAUUUUCGAAAUUCGGCGAGUCGGCUCGUCCACGUUGUGAUGCAUGCUGUCCCAUUUGCAAGGCGCUGUGCAUCGAGGCGACCAAUCAUGACACCAGGAUCACUCCGCACAACGCCAUUCAUCAACCAGCCGGAAUCGUCGGAGUCACGUACCGUGGGGAUCCCGACGGGCUCAGAAAUUUACCCGAACAAAUACCUAAUUCGUUGAUACCCACAACUUGCAGUCAGCGCUACGCACUCAAUCGAUCAUUUUACUUGAACGGCGACGAGCUAUACCACUUCAGAGACUUUGCUAAGGUUUUUCCUGGGUGGAAGGAACCUCUGAUCAACGAAGGUUUGCCUCUCCGAGAAUAUAUUUUCGCCACUUACAACAAAGAAAUAGCCAAAGUGUACCACAAGGUGCCGUGUUGCGAAAUUCCUCGGAAUUAUUUUCGAGAUUUUUGGGACGUCGAAGAGCAGCUUAAAAUGGACCCGCAGAUGAUGUCAAUUACGACUGUUAAUUUAUCCGAAAUUUUUUAUUAAUUUUGGCUGCACUGAAAUGUUCGAAUUUAAAACCAGAAACAAGUAAGCGCUUUUGAUAACACACAUCACAUUUUAUUAUUAUUACAUGUAUCGAAAACCAUUCAGUCAUUUCAAUUUGGAAUAGUGUUAAAUGAAAUGGAAUCGGUGCUAUUAUUUUGGCGUCCGUCUUUUAAAGUAUGUGGGGUGAUGUACCACUGUGAUAUUCGAAAUAUAUCAGCAUUAUCUA